Messenger RNA from Synchiropus splendidus (mandarinfish), 2962 nucleotides. It is a transcript of the gene tmem201, whose product is annotated as transmembrane protein 201. Gene Ontology annotation, biological process: nuclear migration along microtubule. Bases 96 to 2030 code for a protein of 644 amino acids. Lineage: Eukaryota; Metazoa; Chordata; Actinopteri; Syngnathiformes; Callionymidae. Gene Ontology annotation, cellular component: nuclear inner membrane. Gene Ontology annotation, molecular function: actin filament binding; lamin binding. The transcript has 11 exons. The record is from RefSeq and is a predicted model, not a curated record.
GGCGUGGUUAAACUGGCUAUCGUUUGCCGCGUUCCUCUCGUUGUUGUCUGUUGCAGCCUUUCUAACAUUUUUCUAAUGUCCUGAGUUCACCGUAAAUGGAUACGUUUAAUCACCUUCUCCUAAAGCAUCCGCAUGUGAUGUAUGGUGGCGUCGCCGCUACUGCGUUUGUUGCCGGUGGCGCACUGAUUUACAAGGUUGCUAACAGAAAGAAACCGACGCAUGCCAAUGUGAACUGCUGGUUCUGUAAUGAGGAUAGUGUGGUGCCAUACGGCAAUAGAAACUGCUGGGACUGCCCUAACUGUGACCAAUACAAUGGCUUCCAGGAUAAUGGGGACUACAACAAGCCCAUCCCUGCUCAGUACAGAGAGGAUCUUAACCAUGGAGUGGCAGGAUGUCCUCCCUCGCCCGCGUCACAUGUCAAGCAACAGUGGGUGAACGCUCAGCUGCUGCUCUGUAAGAAGUGCAACAACAACCAGACAGCAAAGAUCAAGCAGCUGGCCUCCUUCAUACCCCGCGAUGAUGAGAACUACGAUGAGGAGAUUGACGCCUACAAGCAUCACCUGGAGCAAACCUACAAGUUGUGCAAGCCCUGUCAGACUGCCGUGGACUACUACCUUAAAUUUCAGAACCGACAGCUGCGAGUCUCUCUCCUUAGCCGUCACCUGAAACGAACCAGGGAGUCAAUCAAGGGGUUUAUGAAGAGUUCAUACUCCGUGUCCUCCUCCUUAGGUGUUGUGUACCUCCGGGCCCUGGCAUUCAUAAUAUGCACUUUCCUAGUUUCAACAUAUUUUUGUAAUUUCCACGAUGAGACAUCCUCUGCAAAUGGCCUACACACACCUCCAAAGUCUAAGCUUAAUGAGUCCAUUUCCAACAAGGAAGCAAGUGUACUGGUUCACCUGUGGCAGAGAGUGUUGGAAAACCUGCCAGACGCGACCAUGGGCAAGAGCAUGUGGCAGCUGGGAAAGGACAACCAAAUCACGAUGGUUACUGUGGGUCUGUUCACGUGUCUUACCGCCAUCUGUUUCGCUGGAUCAGUUGGGUUGCGGAGGAUCGACGUGUUGGCUUUGGUCCUGUGGUUCGUCCUGCUGUGUGUCCAUCUGGCCGAGCGCUACAUGGACAUUACAGCCAGCUGGAUGGGAACAGCCAAGCUUGUUGCCUCUUCCGCUUGUUGCUUUGUCAGCCUUGCUGUUGCUGUGGUAAACCACAAAACCCUGGGUCAACGAAGCUGCAAUAACAGAAGGCUCCUUGCUAGCGGUGCUGCAGUUCCUCCGAUCACCACACAGCCGUGCUGCAGCCGAGUGGAAGAGGAAGAUCCCUUUGUCCUCACACCACCUCCUAACCUCUUCAAGCUCAUCAACCGUCAGAAGAGCCCUCUGGCACGCAAGGCCUCCCCCUCAUCUCUGUCAGUGCGUCUCAACAGAACCCUCAGCCUCGGCACAAUGCCCUCGCUAAAGCGCACAGAAUCAGGAUAUUUGUUUAGUGGAACCAGGCCAACAUCGCCUAACGCAGACUCUCCUCCUUCAGAUUACUUUUCUUGGAAGUCCACAAGCCACCCGUCAUCACCGGAGCAUUCACCCACCCCUUCAGUGGCCGGUUCCACCGUCUCCCUUUCCAGUUCUGCGCGGCGGCGACCUCUCAUCAGUCCAGCCACCUUCAACAUGCGUACCCAAAAACUACGGCUCUACUCCACUCAGACAGAACCCAAAAUCUCAUCCACUCAAGUGUCCAUGUCUCACUUCCAUAUCCAGAGAAGCUCGCUCAACAGCUUCAUGCCACCCGACUUGUCAGCAGACCACGCUGAUGAGAAUUCAGAGUUUAAGGACAAUGGAUUAACUGAAGAAAGUCGAAGCUCUUCCGGCUCGUCUGCUUGCCUGGUUGGGACGACGACAGAGAAUCCACUCUGUACAACACCGUCUGAAGGUUUCCUGAAGCGACUCUUCUGGCCCCUGCUUUUCCUCACCAGCAUGAGCGCAAACCUGUUCUUCAUCUGUUUGUAUCUGAAUCCUGACUGGGCAGUAAAUCUGACUUAGGAGAGGAACCAAAUCACACCACCAUGCGAAAACAUUGAGGUCGACUGAGCAGAGACUGUUUACCCUCUCUGUGUUAUUACACUGUUUUUGUCACAUUAUACAUCCACAUCUUUUCAGUCAUGUAGAAUUUCAGUUAACGGUUCUGUGAUUUGUUUUCUCAAGUUCAGUCUGUCUUUGAAUCGGAACAAUGGCAUCAGAUGAUCACGGGAGCGCUCAAAACUACAGGCGUUUGCCUUCUACCUCCAGCAUCUGUGUUCCUGUGUCAGUUUCAAAACAGUUUAACAUCAGGAACAUUCUCACCUCUAUGCAAUUGGACUGCUGGUGGUAACCUGGAGACAUUUUUUUUACAGCUCUAUCUAAGGAUUUGAAUGCAAAUGAGUGAUAGCCUUUUUCACUACAUUAUUAUCAUGCAAGGUUGGUGCUAAUAUUUUUAACAAGUCAUUGUGUGUACUGUUAUCUGCUGCAUCAUGUUCAACUUGUGUUUUCUCUGAAUGUUAAAAUGGGAGUCAGAGUAAGGUGGUUUCUCUCUCCUCCAAGGUAUUUCAAGUCACAAUAUUGGCUACAAAAGUCAAGUACAAAAAGAUCUACGAAGAAUGAAAUGUUGGCCUCUGUAUUGCAUAUAUUUUUUUUAAUUUUUAUUUUAUUUGCAUCAUAAGUUUGAACUACUGAUUGCGUUCAGAGACACGGGGACUGACACCUUCUCAUCAGCAUUUAAGAUCAUGAUUCCUGUCAGUGUUUUUUCUACUUCCUAUUGUGACUACAUGUGUUUUUACUGGUGCCGUGAGGCUGAAACACUGAGGUGUUUUCAAAGUAAUAUUUUGUCAUAAAUAUUUGAGAGUAAUUUAUUUUCUAAUUUGUAUGAUUUUCUGUCACUGAAAAAAAGCUUCAGUUUAUAGAAAGUUUUGUUUGUAAGGUUUAUCAUGUUUUUGCUA